AUGCAUUUAAGUCUCGCUGAUUACUACGCAACUAAUUACACAAAAUGCAAUCUCACUUUUAGUUUUCUUGCUUCUUGGAAAGGAGUCGUUUAUCCAACGCACACUUUCCAAUUAAUUGCAUUAUCAUUACAACUUCUAUCAUUUUAUGUUAUUCUAACAAAAACCCCGGCAUCAAUGAAAAGUGUGAAAUGGCCGUUGUUCAUCAAUCAUUUGUGUUGCAUUUGGUUUGAUUUCAGUAUAUGUACUUUAUCGACACUCUACAUCAUCUAUCCCGUACUUGGUGUUAUAAGUCUUGGCUUACUGAACUCACUCGGAGUGCCUGCAAUCGUGCAGCUUUGUUUAGUAGCGGCAAGUGCGAUUCUGGCUGCAUCAUCAUACAUAUUUCUUUUUGAAAGCCGAAGCAAUUAUCUCAUGCAAAAUAUAUUUCGAAUGAAGAAAACACGGACGAGAGUAUUAUACCAUUUGAUUGUGUUUCUGAUCAAUGCAAGUGGUUUGAUUAUGGUGUUGAAACUGCCGACAGAUCAAACAACAGCAGUACUGGACUCGUUGAACAUUUACCCAUGCCCAACAAGAGAAUUUUUCGAGUUUCCAGUUUUAAUAAUGUCUACUGAUGAGCACAUCUUGCGCUGGUUAACCUGGUUUUUUUUGCCGCUGUUCGUUUUGAACGGUGGUGCAAACGCAACAUUUCACAUUGUCACGACAAUUUAUUAUUUGUAUGUUGUGCCGCCAAGCACAAUUUCACGAGAAACUCAGCAAAAUCAGAAGGCAUUUCUCAAAGCAAUUACAUUUCAAUUAGCUGUUCCGUUUCUUCUCGCAGAUACACCUGUUUUUAUUAUCACUGUAAUCUAUUCAACGGGGUAUUACACUCAAAAAUCUAUGAAUCUUGUUAUUGACAUUUUGGCUCUUCAUGGAAUUGGCGAAGGUAUUGCGAUCAUCACUGUACACAAGCAUUAUAGAAACGCAGUAAAACAUAUUAUUAGUCAAUGUGUGGGAAAAUUGAUCAAACGUGAUACUUCUGUUCGCGAUACCCGCGUUGGAUCAAAUAAUUAUUUACAAUGA
Messenger RNA from Caenorhabditis elegans, 1059 nucleotides. RefSeq names its product Serpentine Receptor, class H (gene srh-102). NCBI's taxonomy places the organism in Eukaryota, Metazoa, Nematoda, Chromadorea, Rhabditida, Rhabditidae. The record is from RefSeq and is marked reviewed. The transcript is spliced from 3 exons. The coding region runs from base 1 to 1059 and encodes 352 amino acids.